AUGUUUUUUUCCAUUCUUCCAUGUUUUUUUUUUUUCCUGCAUUUGUUUAUUUGUUUUUUUUCUUUCCUGCAUUUGUUUUUUUUUUUCUUUCCUGCAUUUGUUUUUUUUUUUCUUUCCUGCAUUUGUUUUUUUUUUUUUUUUUCCUGCAUUUGUUUUUUUUUUUCCUGUUUUUUUUCCUGCAUUUGUUUUUUUUUUUUUCCUGCAUUUUUUUUUUUUUUUUUCCUGCAUUUGUUUUUCUUUCCGGCAUUUUCCUUUUUUUUUACAUGUUUUUUUCCUGCAUUUGUCUUUUUUUUUUGCAUUUCCUGCAUUUGUUUUUUUUUUUCCUGCAUUUGUUUUUUUUUUUCUGCAUAUGUUUUUUUUUUUCCUAUAUUUGUCUGUUUUUUUUUUUUUUUACCUACAUUUGUCUGUCUUUUUUUUUCGGCAUUUUCUGUUUUUUUUUUCCGGCAUUUGUCUAGUGUUUUUUUCCGGCAUUUGUUUUUUUUUUUUUUCCUGCAUUUGUUUUUUUUCCCUCAUUUUUUUAGUGUUUUUUUUCUGCAUUUGUCUUUUUUUUUUCUUCCUGCAUUUGUCUUUUUUUUUUUCUUGCAUUUGUCUUUUUUUUUUUUUCCUGCAUUUGUCUUUUUUUUUUUUCCUGCAUUUGUUUGUUUUUUUUUCUUCUUUUGUCUAGUGUUUUUUCUUUUUUGUUUUCUGUUUUUUUUUUCUGCAUUUGUCAUUUUUUUUUUUUUUGUUUUUUUCUUGUUUUUUUUUUUUGCAUUUGUCUGUUUUUUUUUUUUUCCUGCAUUUGUUUUUUUUUUUUUUUUUGCAUUUGUCUGUUUUUUUUUUUUUUCCAUUUUUCUGUUUUUUUUUUUCCUGCAUUUGUCUUUUUUUUUUUUUUCCUUGUCUGUUUUUUUUUUCUGCAUUUGUCUUUUUUUUUUUUUCUUUUUUUGUCUGCAUUUUUUUUUUUUGUCUCCUGCAUUUGUCUGUUUUUUUGUCCUGCAUUUGUCUAGUGUUUUUUCUUGCUUUGUCUGUUUUUUUUUUGCUUUUGUCUGUUUUUUUUUUUGCAUUUGUUUUUCUUUUUUUUUUUCCUUCAUUUGUUGGUUUUUUUUUCCUGCAUUUGUCUGUUUUUUUUUUCCUGCAUUUGUCUGUUUUUUUUUUUCCUGCAUUUGUCUGUUUUUUUUUUCCUGCAUUUGUCUGUUUUUUUUUCCUGCAUUUGUCUGUUUUUUUUCCUGCAUUUGUCUAGUGUUUUAUUCUUGCUUUUGUCUGUUUUUUUUUGUCUGCAUUUGUCUUUUUUUUUCUGCAUUUGUCUUUUUUUUUUUUCCUGCAUUUGUCUUUUUUUUUCCUGCAUUUGUCUUUUUUUGUCUGCAUUUGUCUGUUUUUUUUUUUUUUUGUCUUUUUUUUUUCCUGCAUUUGUUCUUUUUUUUUCCUUUUUGUCUGUUUUUUUUUCCUGCAUUUGUCUGUUUUUUUUUUUCUGCUUUUUUUUUCCUGCAUUUGUUUACUUUUUUCCUGCAUUUGUCUGUUUUUUUUUUCUGCAUUUGUCUUUUUUUUUUUCCUGCAUUUGUCUGUUUUUUUUUUUCUGCAUUUGUCUGUUUUUUUUUCUGCAUUUGUCUGUUUUUUUUUCUGCAUUUGUCUUUUUUUUUUUCCUGCAUUUGUCUUUUUUUUUCUUUCCUGCAUUUGUCUGUUUUUUUUUCCUGCAUUUGUCUAGUGUUUUAUUCUUGCUUUUGUCUAGUGUUUUUUUCUUGCUUUUGUCUGUUUUUUUUUUCCUGCAUUUGUCUGUUUUUUUUUUCCUGCAUUUGUCUGUUUUUUUUUUUUCUGCAUUUGUCUGUUUUUUAUUUCUGCAUUUGUCUGUUUUUUUUUUCUUGCAUUUGUCUGUUUUUUUUUCUCUGCAUUUGUCUUUUUUUUUUCUGCAUUUGUCUUUUUUUUUUUUUUUCAUUUGUCUGUUUUUUUUUCUUGCAUUUGUCUGUUUUUUUUUUCUGCAUUUGUCUUUUUUUUUUUUUGCAUUUGUCUUUUUUUUUUUUCCUGCAUUUGUCUGUUUUUUUUCCUGCAUUUGUCUGUUUUUUAUCUUUGUCUGCUUUUUUCUUGCAUUUGUGUUUUUUUUUUGUUUUUGUCUGUUUUUUUUCCUGCAUUUGUCUGUUUUUUUUCCUAUUUGUCUGUUUUUUUUUUUUGCAUUUUUCUUUUUUUUUUCUGCAUUUGUCUGUUUUUUUUUUCCUGCAUUUGUCUUUUUUUUUUUCUGCAUUUUUUCCUUUCCUCGCAUUUGUCUGUUUUUUUUUUUCCAGCAUUUGUCUGUUUUUUUUUUUCUGCAUUUGUCUGUUUUCUUUUUCCUAUAUUUUCUUUUUUUUCCUACAUUUGUCCGUUUUUUUUUUGUCUGCAUUUGUCUGUUUUUUUUUGUCUGCAUUUGUCUGUUUUUUUUUGUCUGCAUUUGUCUGUUUUUUUUUCUGCAUUUGUCUGUUUUUUUUUCUGCAUUUGUCUGUUUUUUUUGUCUGCAUUUGUCUGUUUUUUUUUUCUUGCAUUUGUCUGUUUUUUUUUCUGCAUUUGUCUGUUUUUUUCUGCAUUUGUCUUUUUUUUUUGUCUGCAUUUGUCUUUUUUUUUUUUUGUUUUUGUCUUUUUUUUUUCUGCAUUUGUCUGUUUUUUUCCUGCAUUUUGUCUGUUUUUUUGUCUGCAUUUGUCUGUUUUUUUUUUCUGCAUUUGUCUUUUUUUUCCUGCAUUUGUCUUUUUUUUUUCUGCAUUUGUCUGUUUUUUUUUUUGCAUUUGUCUUUUUUUGCAUUUGUUUUUUUUUUUUCUUGCUUUUUGUUGUUUUUAUUCUCUUGCUUUUGUUUGUUUUUUUUUUCCUGCAUUUGUCUUUUUUUUUGCAUUUUUUUCUUUUUUUUUUCCUUUUUUUUUGCAUUUGUUUUUUUUUUUUUUUCCUGCAUUUGUUUUUUUUUUUCCUGCAUUUGUCUUUUUUUUUUUUUUUUAUUUCCUGCUUUUUUUUUUUUUUUUUUUUGCAUUUGUUUUUUUUUUUUUUGCAUUUGUCUUUUUUUUUUUUUUUGCAUUUGUUUAGUUUUUUUUUCCUUGCAUUUGUCUGUUUUUUUUUCCUGCAUUUGUUUUUUUCAUUUUGCUUUUGUCUGUUUUAUUCUUGCAUUUGUUUUUUUUUUCUCUGCAUUUGUCUUUUUUUUUUUUUUUUGUCUGUUUUUUUUUUUUUUCCUGCAUUUGUCUGUUUUUUCCUGCAUUUGUUUGUUUUUUUUUCUGCAUUUGUCUGUUUUUUUUUUUCUGCAUUUGUCUGUUUUUUUUUUCCUGCAUUUGUCUGUUUUUUUUUUCCUGCAUUUGUCUAGUAUUUUUUUUUUUUUCCUGCAUUUGUCUGUUUUUUUUUUCUGCAUUUGUCUGUUUUUUUUUUUUCUGCAUUUUUUUUUUUUUCUUUUUCCUAUAUUUUCUUUUUUUUCCUGCAUUUGUCUGUUUUUUUUUGUCUGCAUUUGUCUAGUGUUUUUUUUGUCUGCAUUUGUCUGUUUCUUUUCCUGCAUUUGGCUUUUUUUUUCUGCAUUUGUUUUAACCUUCAUUUGUUUACAGUUUUUUCCUGCAUUUGUCUGUCUUUUUUUUUUUUUGCAUUUGUCUGUUUUUUUCCUGCAUUUGUCUGUUUUUUUUUUCUGCAUUUGUCUAGUGUUUUAUUCUUGCUCUUGUCUGUUUUUUUUCCUACGUUUGUCUGUUUUUUUCCUACGUUUGUCUUUUUUUUUCCUACAUUUGUCUUUUUUUUUCCUGCAUUUGUUUACACUUGUUUUUGUCCUGCAUUUGUUUACACUGUUUUUUUCCUUGCAUUCGUUUACAGAUUUUUUUUCCUUGCAUUCGUUUACAGAUUUUUUUUCCCUGCAUUCGUUUACAGAUUUUUUUUCCCUGCAUUCGUUUACAGAUUUUUUUUCCCUGCAUUCGUUUACAGAUUUUUUUUCCCUGCAUUCGUUUACAGAUUAUGUUUUUUGUCCUGCAUUUUCUUUCCUUUCAUUUGUUUACAGUUUUCUUUCCUUUCAUUUGUUUACAGUUUUCUUUCCUUGCAUUUGUUUACAGUUUUCUUUCCUUGCAUUUGUUUACAGUUUUCUUUCCUUGCAUUUGUUUACAGUUUUCUUUCCUUUUUGUUUACAGUUUUUUCCUUUGCAUUUGUUUACAAUUUUUUUCCCUUGCAUUUGUUUACAGUUUUCUUUCCUUGCAUUUUUUUUUCCUUCCAUUUGUUUUUCCCUGCAUUUGUUAAGUCUUUUAUUCCUGCAUUUUUUUAUUCUUUCCCUGCAUUUUUUACACUGUUUUCUUCUUGCUUUUGUUUACAUUGUAUUCUUCUUGCAUAUGUUGACACUAGUUUUCUUUUCCUGCAUUUGUGUUGACAUCUUUCCUUGUUUGUUCAUUGCAUUUGUUUACAGUUUUCUUUCCUUGCAUUUUAAGUUUUUUCUUGCUUUUGUUUCCAGUUUUUUUUCCUGUAUUUGUUUCCACUGUUACUGCAUUUGUUUCCACUGUUUUUUUUUUCUCCUCUUCAUUUGUUUUUUUUUUCUCUUCAUUUGUUUUUUUUUUUUUCUCUUCAUUUGUUUUUUUUUUUUUCUCCUCUUCAUUUGUUUUUUUUUUUUCUCCCCUUCAUUUGUUUUUGUUUUUUUUUCUCCUCUUCAUUUGUUUUUUUUUCCCCUGCAUUUGUUUUUUUUUUCUCCUGCAUUUUAUUUUUUUUCUCCUACAUUUUUUGAGUGUUUGUUCAUUGCAUUUGUUUACAGUUUUCUUUCCUUGCAUUUUAAGUUUUCUUGCUUUUGUUUACACUUUUUUCUUUCUGCGUUUGUUUACACUGUUUUUUAUCUUCCUGCAUUUGUUUACACUGUUUUUGUCUGUUUUUACUGUAUUUGUCUGUUUUUCCUGUAUUUGUGUAGUGUUUUUUCCUUCCAUUUGUUUUUCCCUGCAUUUGUUAAAUGUUUUAUUCCUGCAUUUUUUCUUUCCCUGCAUUUGUUGACACUUGUUUUCUUCUCCUGCAUUAGUUUACAGCGUUGUUUAUUUUUCCUACGUUUGUUCAUUGCAUUUGUUUAUAGUUUUCUUUCCUUGCAUCUUCAGUUUUUUCCUGCAUUUGUUUACACUGUUUUUUUCCUGCAUUUGUUUUUUUUUUUCCCCAUUUUUUACUUUUUUUCCUGCAUUUGUUUACUGUUUUUUUUUUCGUUUGUUUACACUGUUUUUUUUCCUGCAUUUGUUUACACUGUUUUUUUCCAGCGUUUGUUUACACUGUUUUUUUCCAGCGUUUGUUUACACUGUUUUUUUCCAGCGUUUGUUUACACUGUUUUUUUCCAGCGUUUGUUUACACUGUUUUUUUCCAGCGUUUGUUUACACUGUUUUUUUCCAGCGUUUGUUUACACUGUUUUUUUUCCAGCGUUUGUUUACACUGUUUUUUUUUCCAGCGUUUGUUUACACUGUUUUUUUUUUCAGCGUUUUGUUUUUCCUUCCAUUUGUUUUUUUUCCAUUUGUUUUUCCCUGCAUUUGUUAAGUCUUUUAUUCCUGCAUUUUUUAUUCUUUCCCUGCAUUUGUUUAUACUGUUUUCUUCUUGCAUUUGUUGACACUGUUUUUCUUUUCCUGCAUUAG
Messenger RNA from Acanthosepion pharaonis, 5532 nucleotides. The record is from the annotation of a GenBank genome assembly. Lineage: Eukaryota; Metazoa; Mollusca; Cephalopoda; Sepiida; Sepiidae.